Orycteropus afer afer is the source of this 2326-nucleotide messenger RNA. RefSeq names its product myeloperoxidase (gene MPO). Lineage: Eukaryota; Metazoa; Chordata; Mammalia; Tubulidentata; Orycteropodidae. The record is from RefSeq and is a predicted model, not a curated record. Gene Ontology annotation, molecular function: peroxidase activity; heme binding. Gene Ontology annotation, biological process: response to oxidative stress.
GGUCUUAUUGCAGAGAUGAAGUUGUUCCUGGCCCUGCCAGGGCUCCUGGCCAUCUUAGCUGCACUCCCACCCUCUGAGGGUGCCGCUCCAGCUUUCCUGGGGGAGGUGGAGACCUCGAUGGUGCUGACCUGCAUGGAGGAGGCCAAGCAGCUAGUGGACAAGGCUUACAAGGAGCGGCGGGAAAGCAUCAAGCAACGCCUUCGCAGCGGUUCAGCCAGCCCCAUGGAACUCCUGUCCUACUUCAAGCAGCCGGUGGCAGCCACUAGGACGGCUGUGAGGGCAGCAGACUACCUGCACGUGGCCCUAGGCCUACUGGAGCAGAAGCUGCGGCCUCUGUGGCGAAGGCCCUUCAACGUCACUGACCUGCUGACGCCCUCCCAGCUGAACCUGCUCUCGAAGUCCAGCGGUUGCGCCUACCAGGAUGUGGGGGUGACGUGCCCUGAGAACGAUAAGUACCGCACCAUCACCGGCAAAUGCAACAACAGACGCAGCCCCACACUGGGGUCUUCCAACCGCGCCUUUGUGCGCUGGCUGCCUGCAGAGUACGAGGACGGCUUCUCGCUGCCCUUCGGCUGGACGCCCGGGGUCAAGCGCGGCGGCUUCCCCGUGCCCCUGGCUCGCGCGGUCUCCAAUGAAAUCGUGCGCUUCCCCACGGAGCAGCUGACCCCGGACCAGGAACGUGCACUCAUGUUCAUGCAGUGGGGCCAGCUGAUCGACCAUGACCUCGACUUCACCCCGGAGCCGGCUGCCCGGGUCUCCUUCGUCACUGGCGUCAACUGUGAGACCAGCUGCCUGCAGCAGCCACCCUGUUUCCCACUCAAGAUCCCGCCCAAUGACCCCCGAAUCAGCAAUCAGGAGGACUGCAUCCCCUUUUUCCGCUCCUGCCCAGCCUGCACCCAGAGCAAUAUCACCAUCCGCAACCAGAUCAACGCUCUCACCUCCUUUGUGGAUGCCAGCAUGGUGUAUGGCAGCGAGGACCCCUUGGCCAGGGACCUGCGUAACCUGACCAACCAGUUGGGGCUGCUGAAGGUCAACAACCGCUUCACUGACAAUGGCAGGGCCCUGCUCCCCUUUGACAAUCUGCAUGACGACCCCUGUCUCCUCACCAACCGCUCUGUGCGAAUCCCCUGCUUCCUGGCAGGGGACACUCGCUCCAGUGAGAUGCCUGAGCUUACCUCCAUGCACACCCUAUUUUUGCGUGAGCACAACCGACUGGCCACAGAGCUCAAGCGCCUAAACCCCCACUGGGAUGGAGAGCGGCUCUACCAGGAAGCCCGGAAGAUUGUGGGUGCCAUGGUGCAGAUCAUCACUUAUCGGGACUACUUGCCCCUGGUGCUGGGGCCAACCGCCAUGAGGAAAUACCUACCCCAAUACCGUGGCUACAAUGACUCGGUGGACCCUCGCAUCUCUAAUGUCUUCACCAACGCCUUCCGCUAUGGCCACACCCUCAUCCAACCCUUCAUGUUCCGCCUGGACAAUCAGUACCAGCCCAUCAGCCGUGUCCCGCUUAGUGAAGUGUUUUUUGCCAGCUGGAGGGUAGUGCUGGAAGGUGGCAUUGACCCCAUCCUCCGGGGCCUCAUGGCCACCCCUGCCAAACUGAAUCGCCAGAACCAGAUCGCGGUAGAUGAGAUCCGGGAGCGAUUGUUCAAGCAGGUCAUGAGGAUUGGGCUAGACCUGCCAGCUCUGAACAUGCAGCGCAGCCGGGACCAUGGCCUCCCAGGGUACAAUGCUUGGAGGCGCUUCUGUGGGCUCCCUGAGCCCGACACGGUGGGUAAGCUGGGCACUGUGAUGAAGAACCUGGACCUAGCACAGAAGCUCAUGGCCCAAUAUGGCACACCCGAUAACAUCGACAUCUGGAUGGGUGGUGUGGCUGAGCCUCUGCAGCACAAUGGCCGUGUGGGCCCGCUCCUUGCCUGCAUCAUUGGGACCCAGUUCAGGAAGCUCCGAGAUGGUGAUAGGUUUUGGUGGGAGAACAAGGACGUGUUCAGCAGGCAGCAGAAGCAAGCCCUGGCCAAGAUCUCCCUGCCCCGCAUCAUCUGUGACAACACAGGAAUCACCACCGUGUCAAAGAACAACAUCUUCAUGUCCAACAAGUUCCCCCAGGACUUUGUCAACUGCAGUACACUCCCUGCAUUGAACCUGGCUGCCUGGAGGGACAAGGCCUAGGGGCUGGGUAAGGGGAUGCAGCAUGCAAGGUGAGCCUGCUGGGCCAACCAAUGUGGACCACAGAGAUCUCCCUUACGCAAGACGGAGCUCAUCCCUGUACUAGGUGUCAGCCAAGAAAGAUGAGUGACUAGACAUGCAUUCAUGUGUCACUAUGUAUGUG